This is a messenger RNA of Eruca vesicaria subsp. sativa (arugula), 312 nucleotides long. NCBI's taxonomy places the organism in Eukaryota, Viridiplantae, Streptophyta, Magnoliopsida, Brassicales, Brassicaceae. The record is from the annotation of a GenBank genome assembly.
AUGGCAAAGACCCUUCAUGUGAUUUACCUUUUCCUUAGUAUUAUCCUUUUCUGCGAAUUCAUCGACGAGGCGCAUGGUAGUCGUUUGAGGUGUCAGCAUCUACCAGAUUAUUCAUGCAAGAAAAGUUCAAGCCAUCAUCAUCACCACCAUCAUCAUAAUCAUCAUCAUUAUCACAAGGAUUCUCCGAAUGAAUCAGAUGAUCUGCAACAUAGCAUCAAGACUAGGAGGAGCAAGGAUCUUUACGGUGUUAAUGCUUUCCGGCCUACCGCUCCAGGGCACAGCCCAGGCGUUGGCCAUUCGAUCAAGACUUGA